AAACACUAUUGAGCCCGCCCUUAAUAAAUACGGUCUAUAUUACAAUCAAUGUGAUAUGUGAUUGACAAGUAGGACGAACGGCUCUUUAGCGAGGUGGGGGUGGUUACCGGUGGACCUGUGACGUCGUAUUAUAACUUCGUGAUACAUCUUACGCAGUUCCAAAUCAUUUGUGUUGUCAAACCGUUACUAGGAUAACCCUACAACCAACACCUUCGCAUCGGAACACAAUUUAUCGGCAUAUAUGGGUGGUCAGUCCACUGCAGUGCACUUGUAGAGGCCAGGCGCAAAAUGUAUAGAGAUCUACCAAAAAUUGGUAACUUGAAUUCAGGAGGCGAUAGCAGGUGUAUAAAGUGCUGAGAUUAUCAGGCCUUUCUAGCCAAACGCUUCAAAGAGCGAGUGCGCUCAUGUGGAAACUAUGCAGAUACUGACGUUUUCAUGGAUACUAUUAGCUGUGUCCCCUGUUAUCAUAAGCGGUCAACUUGAAAAGCAGAUUGGCAGUAAACGAAGUGUGAUACUUACGUCUAUAUUAUUGCAAGAAAGGCGCUAUGACAGAAUGUCCAAAAGGAGAGACUCGGUUGUCAGCAGGCCGAUGCCUUACGAAUGUUGUCCAGCGCUGAGGGAACGUAUUGAACCAUAUGGAGGAAUCUCUAGAGAGGGCAAAGUCCUGGAGUUGUACAGAGACUCGAGAACCGUACAGACGUUUUACCAGACUAGGUGCCGUCCCUGGGUCGUCAACGGACAGUGUCAUUAUCUUGACGUCCGGGCGAAGAGGUACUCUCGGUGUGUGCAGAAGUACACGUAUAUGUACGGCAUAGUAAAAGACUACAACGUGACGCAGCCAUACAGGGUGGACUACAUUAAAGUUAAAUCGGGGUGCACAUGUGAGCUGGAUUUCCAUCGUGAUGCCACCAGAUAUGGUUAGCGACACUGCAGAACCUGUGUUUAAAUCUUGUCUUUCAAACCACGGUUGUGUAACUGGCGGCUCACCCGGCUCAACAGACCGAUUCGUAUGACAAACGAAAAGAUUCCAUCGUGUUCAAGAGCAAAAUGGCGUCACUCAAUCACCAUCUCUAUCAAUGUAAUUUGCUGGCGAUUUAAAGAACUUGUUGCAGAUGGUUCCAUAGCCAUUGGAGCUUGUUGCUUGCCGAUACACGGUCUACGAAUCACCUUAGUGCUUACACUCUAAGAUGCGACAAGGCUUUCAAAGCAGAAGCCGUCAUCCAAUGUAUCGAGAAAUUAACCGGCGGAGCCCUUCACUUCGCGAAGACAGAUAUUCGAAAUUUGGCGUCGACAAAACUGUCAAGGCUAAGGAGAUGUGCCUGGGAAGUGAUUGGUGGCAAACUACGCAGUUAUCAACAUAUCAUCCUUAUUGACCUUACGCUGAAGGUGAUUCGCGAGGUCAAACAGCGACCUCUUUACAAGGUCAUUGAAUUUCAUUCAUGGAAAUAUUCUGUAAAGACCUUUGACCGCCAGGUGAUGUGACAGGUCAUCUCUAGGCGGGCGGUUCUCAUCUCUUGGUGCCCACAGCCAUCACCUCAAUCUCACUGUGGACUCUUCUCAUUACGGCUGUUCGAUUGGAGAGGUUGGGGUCGCGGUUAACCUGACUUUGACUGUGUCAUGGGUUAAGCAGUCAAACUUAGUAUUGACCAGAUUGUUGUUAGAUUGUUGAACUUGGUCUACUGUGAUGUUGAUCCCUCCAAACGAUCAUGUCACGAUGUUUUAACCGUUGUACGCGGUAAUGUACUGAAAUACUUUCUCUAUUGUAAACUUCUGUAAAACAAGAUGUAAAUUUUCUUAUCCAUCCAAGGCUUUACAAAUUGACCAAUAUUAAGUCAUCUGCAAAUAAAAUAUUUAUGUGAA
This is a messenger RNA of Haliotis rufescens (red abalone), 1860 nucleotides long. RefSeq lists its product as uncharacterized. Bases 416 to 922 code for a protein of 168 amino acids. The transcript is spliced from 4 exons. Gene Ontology annotation, cellular component: extracellular region. Gene Ontology annotation, molecular function: growth factor activity; Toll binding. The record is from RefSeq and is a predicted model, not a curated record. NCBI's taxonomy places the organism in Eukaryota, Metazoa, Mollusca, Gastropoda, Lepetellida, Haliotidae. Gene Ontology annotation, biological process: central nervous system formation; innate immune response; regulation of Toll signaling pathway.